Vicia faba (fava bean) is the source of this 1263-nucleotide messenger RNA. Lineage: Eukaryota; Viridiplantae; Streptophyta; Magnoliopsida; Fabales; Fabaceae. The record is from the annotation of a GenBank genome assembly.
AUGACGGUCGCCGGCGCCGCCACCGCACGAACCAAGAGGAUCUUCAAGCUCACUCUCUCCCUUCUCGGUCUCGGCUUCAACUCCUCCAAAUGUAAAACGGCGGCGAAGAUGGCCGUGGCGAGGAUUAAGCUGCUGAAGAACAAGAGGGAGGUUGUGGUGAGGCAGAUGAGACGCGACAUUGCGCUUCUUCUUCAGUCUGGUCAAGAUGCCACUGCUCGUAUCAGGGUUGAGCAUGUGAUGAGAGAGCAAAAUGUUUUGGCUGCAAAUGAGUUCAUUGAGUUGUUCUGUGAGCUAAUUGUGUCCAGACUCUCAAUUAUUGCAAAGCAAAGGGAAUGUCCAGCAGAUUUGAAAGAGGGAAUUUCUAGCUUAAUAUUUGCAUCCCCUAGGUGCUCAGAAAUCCCAGAACUGGUAUCGCUUAGGAAAAUAUUUGAGAAGAAAUAUGGAAGGGAUUUUGUAUCGGCUGCUACUGAUCUUAGACCUAGUUGUGGUGUGAAUCGCCAAUUGAUUGACAAGCUCUCCGUACGCACACCUCCUGGGGAAGUAAAGUUGAAAGUAUUGAAGGAAAUUGCUAAGGAGCAUCAAAUUGAUUGGGAUACUGCAGAAUCUGAAAAAGAGCUUCUCCAGCCUCCAGAAGAGCUAAUAGAAGGGCAACGCACUUUUGUCAGCGCCAGCACCUUACCGGUGAAGACUUCGAUAGAUAUGUCGAUUGAAUCAAAUAGGCAGCAAUCUACAAGAUUAUCCAGCGGUGGAAACAGUGAUGCCAUGUAUUUCGAAGAUUCUAAGUCUGCUGCUGAAGCAGCAGCUGAGUCAGCAAAGAAAGCAAUUGCAGCUGCUGAGGUUGCUGCUUAUAUGGCUAUGAAGGACAAUAAUGAAGCCUCUCAACCAUAUUACAAUGAUAAAUUCUAUAAUGAUCCUGCAAAAUUUUCUCAGAAUGAGACUCAUAAAUCAACAACUGAGGACAGAGUGCAUAGGUCACAUAGCUUACCAAGGUCCGAUCACUCGAGCAACCAGGAAUAUAGAAGACACAGCUACCAUCCAGCUUCUGCACAUUCAGAUAUUAAGUUUGAUGAAUCAGAUUGUGACGAAGAAAUUGCAGCAGAAGAACCCCCUCCGGUUACUUUGCCACCUAGAAGGCUUCCACCACCUGUACCUUCACCUCUGGCUAAACAAGAUUCCAGCACUCGUGUUCAUCCUAAAUUACCAGAUUACGAUGAACUCACUGCUCGUUUUGAUUUGCUAAAAUUCAAAAAGUCUCAGUUCUGA